CCCAGUUGCUCUCUUGCUGCAGAGUGGCACACUCCCACAGCUCAUUUUACAUUCACACUGCGCAACAAAACUUGGAUUCUUUUAUUUGAUCAUUACUCGGAAAGUUUCAAGAGUAAACAUUGUUUUCUGAAAUUCGGUUAUAUAAUCAUGAUGCGACGCGGAUGAAAUCAAGGAAAGACCGCUCGCUGACUGAAUUGCUCUACUGGUUUCUUGGUCUGUAUUGAGAAAGCGCGUGCACAUUUGAAAGAAGAUCGUUUUCUGCUCACGGUGGGUUGACUGCAACCGCAGAACGGAAGCAAUUUAAUUCUAUUACGGAAGAAGGAUGUCUAUGCAUAUUAAAUCUGAGGCAUAUUAAUUUUGAUGUUUCCCUUUCUUAUAGUUAGAGUCAGCAUCGAUUGAUCUGGGUUAUAUUUCAACGCGUGGAACUGCUUCAUCUUCAUUUGGGACAUUUCAUUGUUUGAACAGACUCCAAAAUAUAAAUGUCCAUAUAUACAUAUAUUUCUGAAAAUAGUUAAAGAAAAUAAUACAUAAUAUAAUAUAAUAUAUAUUGAUACAUUAUGGACAUUUAGCAUUUUACAAAGACUUUUAGGACUGCUACAUUUAACAUAAUUACACGCUGAGCGUUUCCUCUUGAAGUGGGGCUAAUUAAGUUGAAUAAUGGCAAUCAACACAGAUAUUGAGUUUGAGAAAACCGCCUUGGGAGAGAAUGGAUCCACCCAACCCACGGAGGCCCCGGAGACGGAGAAACUUCUCAGCGCAACCACCACCCAACCUGUCGCGGGGAAUGGCAUGAAUAUUCCCGAAUCUUUCACGGUCAGCGUGGGGAGCGACAAAUCCCCGGACACGGACCAAAAUGGACACAGUGUGCCGCUCCGGUCGGGGUCUGCGGGUCAGCUCGGAGGGACUCCUCGCUCCCCGUCCCGCGCAAGUCGUACUUCUUCAACAGGAAACGCCGCCAAGGACCUUCCCAAACCCCGGGACUAUCUAAUCUUGGCCAUAUUAUCGUGCUUCUGCCCGGUCUGGCCGGUCAACAUCGUUGCGCUCGUGUACUCUAUUAUGUCCAGGAACAGCCUGCAGCAGGGAGACGUGGAUGGGGCGAAGAGGCUGGGGCGUCUGGCCCGCCUGCUGAGCAUCGUGUCCAUUGUGCUGGGCCUGCUGAUCAUCAUCAUCUACUCUGUAGUCACAGCGAUGGGCAAGGUAUGAGUGCCAGAAGCUGCGUCCAUUCAUAAUCCCCGUUUACCUGAGAAGACUGAAAACAUGGCAUACAAUGAAUCCAUUUCCUAACAUUCUGAUGUGUCACUUUCAACCCGAGGAGCCAAAUCAGACGAUGAAGUCCAAGCGAAUAUAACCAACAAAGAAAUACAUCAAUAAAAGACAUGCAUGACUUAGAUAACAUUCCCUGAAAAAAAUAAUGUAAAAGGGAGAGAGACAGAUAUUAAGUUGUUUGUGUGUGGAUCAAAGGACACACACCUCAUAAUGGAAGGCGGGGCUUUCAAGGCAAAGACCCCCGCCAAGAAAAAUUAAUUAUUUGAAUAUACUCCGGGCUACUUUUUCAAAAAGAAUGAUUAUGAUGAUAUAUUUCCUGUCUGUUUGAGUGUACAUUUUGUAAAAUGUUUGGAUACAGCCAUGAGAGGGGAGUACUGGCUGGUUUCCUAUAGAGGGCAUGUUAGUUUAUGCUGAGGGUUGUUUUGUAGACCUGAGGAAGGAUCAUCUGCAUCUCUUUCCUGGGAGUAAGUAUAAAUGUGAUUUUUGGGCAUUAUUGAUAUUCACUUUUUUCGGGAUAAGCACUAUGGCUAGUGUCCUUGCAGUCCAUUCUUUCCAUUGCAGUGUAUAUGACAUGUAACCCUGCCCUCCUGAUUAUCUGUUAACUUCCUGUUUUCCACUUACUAUUUUCCAAAUCCAAUUUGCCUACUUCCUGUUAGUCUCUGCAAAAAAGGUGUUAUGCCGUAAUUCUUCAUGAACAUUCCAAAGUCGUCCAACGGAAAAAGGAAAUGCAUGCACAUGGAACUGAGUGGGCUGUGAGGGCGGCUCCGUUCCGUUUCGGUUUGUUCGUCGUCUGUCCUCCCUGGCGGAGUGCCUGCUUGUUGCACGUCACAAAUUUAGUCGGGAAAUACCUCCCGUGAGGGAAGACAGCAAGGGAAGGGAAGUGGAAUCAAACCCAGCCCAGGACACUGCAAGCCCAGCCCUUUUGAGCCUGUGCUCUCCUACACCUCUUGCAGCGCUAUACAAUGGACAUAUGACUACACAUAUACAGCAUAUACAUAAUAUAUAGGCAUGCUUUGGGCAAGGUAAAUAAUAAUACAGGUAAUUAUCAGGUCUUUUUCUACAUCACUGUAAUGACCCUGCCCCCAUAUUGACAGGAUGUCUGAUAUGUUUGUGAGCAGAUUCAUAACAAUUGCAAGUAGCUCAUCUGUCUGUCUGUCAGUCUGUGUUUGUGUUGCAUUGUUUGUAUAGAUGUGUUUAUACCAACCCAACCUCACAGCACAGGCCUGGUUGCAUGCUGUGCAUAACUGCGGAACAUGUAAAAUGGAGGUGGAGAUGGCGGCUAUGGUUCCAGCAGGAGAAACAGUGACAUAACAUAACAUGAUAUAACAAUAUAGUGACCUUUUUCUCUCAAAUAGAAAAUAAAAUAACAGCUUGUUUGAAGCUACUGUUUGAUCGACAAGCAAAAUUUUCGUCAAGGCUUUUUUGGCAAAUCUUGAAAUGAGUCAAAGGGUCUUACUCUUUUGCAAUAUCUUUGUCUUAAUUAGCAAAAAAGGUUUCUGUAUCGACCAGACCUCUGUCACCAUCUCCACCCAGGGCAUGAUGCCACAUGGAUGAAUUUCAUGUCCAUUAGAAAUGCUCUGCAGUUAUCAUUUAUAUGAUACAUAAUUAUUUAUAUAAUACAUAUUGUAAAUCUCAGAUAUUUUGUAUGUUUAUUAUGAUUGUAUGUGUGAAGGCGGGGCUCGUUGGUCUUAGACUCUGUUUCCUCGGAUGUUUCUGCUGUUUUUCAUUUCUCUGGCAUGUGUGAAUAAACCUGAACGUGCAUGAGUCAA
This is a messenger RNA of Conger conger (European conger), 3035 nucleotides long. It is a transcript of the gene trarg1a, whose product is annotated as trafficking regulator of GLUT4 (SLC2A4) 1a. Bases 658 to 1203 code for a protein of 181 amino acids. Lineage: Eukaryota; Metazoa; Chordata; Actinopteri; Anguilliformes; Congridae. The record is from RefSeq and is a predicted model, not a curated record. Gene Ontology annotation, cellular component: membrane. The transcript is spliced from 3 exons.